CCGUUACCAUGGACCCAGCAGCCCCCGCCGCUCGGAUGACGUCCUCCUUCACCAUCAACAUUUCCACCCCGUCCUUUUAUAACCCCCCGAAGAAAUUUGCCCCCGUGGUGCCACCCAAGCCCAAGGUGAACCCUUUCAGGGCAGCGGAAGAGCCGGUUCCUCAGGAGAAUUCCGCGGGCCCCGGGCUGCGCCGGGCGUUUGUGGGAAAAGUGGGGCAAAUCCCCUCCAUGGCGCCCCCUGGUGGUGACCCCGAAGACUUUGUCCUGCCGCCCCCCCCGCCCAAUGAGGAACCAAUGUCGCCCCCCGGCUCAUCCUUCCCGCCGCCCCCACCCUCGUUUGGGGAUGACGGACCGGGGUCCCCCUUGGGUCUGUUCCCCCCGCCGCCCCCCCCGGAGUUCUCCGAGCCCUUCCCACCCCCCAUAGAGGAGUCGUUCCCCUCACCGCCCCCGCUGGAGGAAGCCGCAGGACUGAGUGACACUCAGGACCCCCCCGCGUCAGUGCCGCCUCCCCCCCCGCCUCUCCCUUCCCCCCCGGAACCUGCCCCCCCUGUUCUGUGUGAGGCCCCCAAACCCGCCCCCGUUCUUCCCAAGCCGCCUCCCCCUUCUGCUUUCCCUAAACCUGAGCCCCCCCAGUCUGUGGCCCCCAAGGCUCAAUCCUCUAUCUUCAUCCCUAAGCCCAGCCCCCCAUCGGCAGUUGCCCCAAAGCCUGUAGCCCCCCCGCCAGUGGCAGCUAAACCCUCUGGCCCAGGCCCAUUUGUAGGUCCAUCAGCUGCCCCUCCCACACACACUCCUGCCCCUGCCCCCGCUCACACAUUCUCCCCCAAGCCGGUUGCUGGGCCGACAUUUGCCCCCAAAUCUGCCUCCCACACAUUCAUGGCUAAACCUUCUGCCCCAGUGUUCUCCCCCAAAGCAGCAACAGAACCCCCCACAGAAGCCCCUCAGGAGAGAUUCCCUGCAUCUCAGUCAAGUCCCAAACUGACCCCUGCAGCCAAGCAUGAAGCUCCUCCCCCUGCAGCCAAGCAUGAAGCUCCUCCCCCUGCAUCAGCCACGCGAGCCCCGGGGUUCAGCUUUGCCCAGCAGCGAGACAAACCCCGCGUGUUGGAAAAGCCGAGGGCAAAUGUGAGAGACUUGGUGCCGGAGCCGCCCGUGGAGACCCGGGGGGAGAGAACUCUGGGGCCACAGGCAGAGGGCGGAAGGAGUUUUGGGGCUCAGCCCAUUGGGGGAAAGGACACGAAACCCCUCCCUGAGGGACUAAGGAACCAAACGCCUGAUGGGACCCACCGAGUGGGAGGGCAGCCCGGCACCCACAGACCGACCCCCCACCAGGACCAAACGUCCGGCUCCCAAGGGCUGAACAUGAAGGAGGUGGAGGAGCUGGAGAUGCUGACCCAACAACUCAUGCAGGAGAUGGACAAGCCGACCCCCGCCGCCGAGGCGCACACUAUGGAACUCUGCGGCUUCUGUGGGCGGGGCCUGUCCCGGACCGAAACUGUGGUGCGAGCCGGCGAGCAUCUGUACCAUGUGACCUGUUUCACCUGCUCCAAGUGUGAGCAGCAGCUCCAGGGGCAACAGUACUACGAGAGCGCCGGGAAGCCCCUGUGUGAGGAGUGCUACCAGGAUACGCUAGAGUGCUGCGCGGUGUGUGAGAAGAAGAUCACGGAGCGGUUGCUACGGGCGAUUGGUCAGGCCUACCACCCAUCCUGCUUCACGUGCGCCGUGUGUAAGUGCUCCCUGCAGGGGGAGCCGUUCAUAGUGGAUGACAACAAACUGCCCCACUGUGUGAGCGACUAUCACAGGCGCUAUGCCCCGCGCUGUACUGUUUGCGGAGACCCUAUUGCCCCAGAGCCGGGGCGGGAUGAGACGGUGCGAGUGGUCGCUCUGGAGAAGAACUUCCACAUGAUGUGCUACAAGUGUGAGGACUGCGGCUGCCCCCUCUCCAUUGAGGCCGAUGAUGGGGGCUGCUUCCCAUUGGACGGGCACGUUUUGUGCAAGAAGUGCCACACUGUCCGUGCCCGCGCUGCCCUGGGAUGACCUUGCGCUGCCAGUUUGUGGCUACAGGAUCCAGCCAAUCAUCAGCCUGUGGCCCUAAAGACUCUGGGACCUUCCUGACACUCCGGCCGGUGUCGGCCCACUUGCCCCCGUCCCUAUUGCUCAUCUCAUUGCUUGUACUCUUUCUGCCCCAUCUAUGCACGCCCCUAGCGCAGCUGCCCCUAUUUACUCAGCUCCGCGGGGGAGGGACUCACAGUCAGGAUUUCUAUUGGAUCUCGGCACCUUGAUACCUGCCCCGUGGCACAGAGCAACUGGCACAGAGGGGGCAAGUAGGGGGCGCUACGAGAACCAGAAGGAACAUCUGCUGCGCCGCAAAUGAUUUUUUAUGGUGGGAUUUUUUUCCUGUAUUUUUUAGGGGGGGGCGGGGAUUUUACUGACCAAUAAACUGUUUUGUACAAA
Messenger RNA from Xenopus tropicalis (tropical clawed frog), 2447 nucleotides. RefSeq names its product zyxin (gene zyx). Gene Ontology annotation, cellular component: cytoplasm; focal adhesion; cytoskeleton. The record is from RefSeq and is marked validated. Lineage: Eukaryota; Metazoa; Chordata; Amphibia; Anura; Pipidae.